AUGUCGUCGUCUUUAGAGCAAGAAAUCUUCUUACAGUGGGGAAACAAGAAGAGAUUGAGAUGUCUAAGAGCCAAAGACCAACAAAUCUCACGGGAAUCUAAUUCUUCUUCAGUUCGUCGGAAAAACACUUCUCGGUUUCUAGGUCAUGAAACUUUCCUCCUUCAAUCCACAAGAUUCUCCAGAGGAUCAGAAGGGACAAUCCUCAGAUCUGGACAAGGAGAUCGCCGGAGAUCGUCGCCGGAGAAAGAAGAGAGGUAUUAUGCUACAAGAGGUGUAGUGGAAAACAUUGGGAAGCUUUGCUUAGAUGGGAAUAAUGGGGAAGAUGGCAACAACAAGGAAGAAGAGAGUAUGUGGCCGAAGCUGUUUAUUACAUUAUCAAGCAAAGAGAAAGAAGAAGAUUUCAUGGCUAUGAAAGGUUGUAAACCUUCACAUAGGCCUAAGAAGAGAGCCAAACUCAUCCAAAGAAGCUUACUUAUGGUGAGUCCUGGAACAUGGUUGGCUGAUUUGUGUCCAGAUAGAUAUGAUGUUAGGGUGAAGAAGAGCUCUAAGAAGAGGAGAGCAAGAGGGCUAAAAGGCAUGGGGAAUAUGGAGACUGAUUCAGAUUGA
Molecule: messenger RNA, 606 nt
Organism: Arabis nemorensis
Lineage: Eukaryota; Viridiplantae; Streptophyta; Magnoliopsida; Brassicales; Brassicaceae
Source: the annotation of a GenBank genome assembly